Macrobrachium nipponense is the source of this 628-nucleotide messenger RNA. RefSeq names its product cuticle protein 7-like. NCBI's taxonomy places the organism in Eukaryota, Metazoa, Arthropoda, Malacostraca, Decapoda, Palaemonidae. The coding region runs from base 30 to 503 and encodes 157 amino acids. The transcript is spliced from 3 exons. The record is from RefSeq and is a predicted model, not a curated record. Gene Ontology annotation, cellular component: extracellular matrix.
CCCACUCAGGUCGACAUCAUUCGGCCAACAUGUCUCUCCAGAUCGCCUUCGUCUUCGCCUCCCUGGUGGUGCUGGCCUUCGGCGACCGCGCCCCGGUCUACGGAGCUCCCCCAACCUAUGCCCCUCCUGCCUACGCCGCACCGGUACCGAAAUACGUAGCCCCCGUCUCCUACAACGAGCCUGUCUACCCUGAUGAACCCCCCAAGUACACCUUCAACUACGGCGUCGCCGACGACUACUCCGGCGCCAACUUCGGCCACAGCGAGUCCCGCGACGGCUACAACACCCAAGGCAGCUACACCGUCAACCUCCCCGACGGACGCAUCCAGACCGUCACUUACUACGACAACGGCGACGGCCUCGUCGCCGAGGUGACUUACCAGGGAGAGGCCGUCUACCCAGAAUACGCGCCUGCGUACAAACCCGCUCCAGCUUACAAGCCAGCUCCGGCUUAUGAACCAGCUCCAGCCUACUCUGCUCCUAUCAUCCCCGCCUAUGCAUAAACGGCUUUAAUUACCCUAGGAAAUACUAUUUAUUUUUAUGAGGUUUAUUAUUGCUUCUGCUCUACUCUACAACGUGGCUUGACGGAUGACGACACGUGCCAUCGAAUAAAUAAAUAUUUUGUUUA